Messenger RNA from Nycticebus coucang (slow loris), 739 nucleotides. Its product is annotated as EKC/KEOPS complex subunit LAGE3-like. The transcript is spliced from 3 exons. Lineage: Eukaryota; Metazoa; Chordata; Mammalia; Primates; Lorisidae. Gene Ontology annotation, cellular component: EKC/KEOPS complex. The coding region runs from base 64 to 582 and encodes 172 amino acids. The record is from RefSeq and is a predicted model, not a curated record.
UCACCCCUUCGCUCUGCAGCUCUCCAAGAGGUAGAUCCACUUUUUCGAAGAAGGGGACCAACCAUGCAGGACUCAGGUGGUGGUGCAGCCAAUACAGGCGGUGAGAUGGGCCAAGCUGGUGCAGCGGGCGACCCCAGAAACCCCAGGGACGCUGGAGCCUGGGGCGGAGAAGGAGCAGAGGGUGCUGUGGCUGAGGGCCCUCACCCGGUGGAGGGGACAUUCCAGGCUGCCUCGCAGGAUCCAGGGCCGAGUGGGGAGACUCUGGAGGCGGCCGCGUCCUCGGAAGGAGCCCCAGAAUGCAGAUUGCAGGAAUUCGCCCUCGUGGUGCCCUUCCUGACCUUCAUGGAGGCGGAGAUGGCCCGGUGGUAUCUGGCCCCAGGAGUGGAACCCCUCGGCGGGGCAGUUCACCGGGAGUUCACUGUGAUAGGCAAUGACUUGUUCAUCUGCUUAAGUGCUGAAAACUCUGUCCUCCUCCAAAUUUCCGUGGCCUCCCUGCUCAACCAGCUUUCGGUGGUGGCGCAGACUGUGCGCCGCUGCGUAUCCCGGUUCAUCGCUGAGCCUCGGCUGGGAAAGGGCCGUUAAGGCACAGCGGCGAGUCCCUUCCAGGGCUGGGAGGCCCCAGUGAUUCCUGUAGUAGCUGCCUCUUGACUUGGUGGGACCGGCUGUUCGUCUGCCUGGACUGGCCCUUGAGUGCGCUCUCCCCGCGUGUUUGGAUUGGUCUGUACAUGUUUGUUUACUG